AUGGGGGAAUUUUCACGCGCCAGUUGUUUUGAAAGUGCAGAUGCAGUCUGUGAACGGCAGGGACCGAAGUGGCCCCCGGAGAAAGUGAGGAGUGAUGCUUAUGGAGGGCUAGCACACCGCCAUGCGUAUCUAUACUUUAUCUCUAUGGCAGUGAUGCCGCUACCGCAGUGCUCCGGACUCGUCUCCAGGGUUGUUGGUGUCACAGGAGAACAUGGUUCCCGGGGCACCAUGAACUCCUCACAGGGUGGCUCGGGACCUCACCGUCUGGGUUCUGCUGACCCCGCCCGGCAGGGGCCAGGCAUCAGGACACGCCGGUCAGCUGCCCGGCCACAAAGCCCCUCGUUGUUCUGCCCGGGGAAAAAACACAAAAACAACAACGUGCGUGACAGAUACAUGUCUCACCAGGACAUGCCUGAACGUUUCCACAAUGGCUGCUCUCCUCAGGCAUCUGUGAGGUUCAGCCAGCAGCUGAGCGGGGAACCUUUGGCCAGAGGCUUCAGCCCAUCUGUGCAGGCACCUGUGGCAGUUGCUCCCUUCCACCAGAAUCUGAGUGAAAUACAUCCACUGGAUUUUCCCACUCCGUUCUGCUCCAGUCUGGACGACCCUCCGGUCCCCACCGCCAUAACUCAGCUCAGCAGUGUGUUUAUCGCAGUCAUCACUAUGACUGAUGGGGAUUAUGACUACCUUAUAAAGCUCCUGGCCCUGGGGGACUCCGGCGUGGGGAAAACUACUUUCCUGUACCGAUACACAGACAACAAGUUCAACCCCAAGUUCAUCACCACAGUGGGCAUAGACUUCAGGGAAAAGAGAGUGACGGGUCUGCUGGGGCUCCAGUACCAGGGAAAGUGUCCAGUCCUGCUGAGUGGGAGGUGUGAAUGUUGCCCCGAGGCUCGGGAGGCCAUUGUCACACUAACAAUCACCGUCCUGGUGGGUGUUCUGCAGCCAGUGGAGUACCGGCAGAGUCGAGCACAGGCCUACACAGCGGCCAACCCCAAUGGGACCACCGCCGGGAAAACCUUUAAGGUGCACCUGCAGCUGUGGGACACAGCUGGACAGGAGAGGUUCCGCAGCCUGACGACGGCCUUCUUCAGGGACGCCAUGGGCUUCCUGCUGAUGUUCGACCUCACCAGCCAGCAGAGCUUUCUCAACGUCAGGAACUGGAUGAGCCAACUCCAGGCCAAUGCCUACUGUGAGAACCCAGAUAUUGUUUUAGUGGGAAACAAGGCGGACCUGGCUGACCAGCGGGAGGUCCAGGAGAAACAGGCCAAGGAGCUGGCCGAUAAAUACGGGCAAGUUUAUUUCUCACACACAGGCUUUAGGGUGAUCCCAUACUUUGAGACCAGUGCAGCGACGGGUGCAGACGUAGACAAGGCGGUGAUCACGCUGCUGGACCUGGUCAUGAAGAGGAUGGAGCAGUGUGUGGACAAACCGCCUGCAGAGCCGGCCAAUGGCAACGGGGCUACAAAGCUUGGUGACACACAGCCCAAUGAGAAGAAAUGCGCAUGUUAAAUCCUGGGGGAUGAAAGACAACCACCAGUCAAUGCUCCUCUGUUGUCCAUCCUUUCCUCUGGUCGCCUUCUUUUCUUCUCUCACUGUUUACUCCCUGUCUAUUACGAUGGCAUGUUUUUAAUCUUUUCUUUAUUCCCUGAUUUAUGAAAAUAAAAAUGAGCCAUUUUCUCCUUUGGCUCUUUCCGUACAUAUGUUCUCCCUUAACCUCCCCAACCGCCAUUCUGACAAUUAAACGACUCCAUCUCCCUCUAAUGGACAUUUAAGGUAGUACAGUCACAGCCUGUCGGCCUUCUGAAGGAAAUUAAAACGGUAGGGGACAGUUUCAUCACUGUCGGACACAUAAUGUGCCUCAUUUAAAACACACAGCCUGGGAAUUAAGCUCUGCACGCUCUCCAUCUCUCUGCUGGCAAAUGCUCUGAAUCAUUAUAAUGGACCUGAACACUCAAAGUGAGCUGUUUACAACUUUAAUUUGAACUCUUUAACUCUGUUUAUUAUUCCAUUACAGCUUUAUGUUUAAACUGGGCCAUAAAGUGUGUGAUAUCACGCUGUGUGUCUGCUUCCAUUAGGUCUUAUCCAGCUGAAGCUUUCCCUUCGAAGCAGCAGGAAGGAAUGUCUGACUUUUCUUUUCUUUUCUUUUCCCCCUUUUAUCUGUCUGCAUUCUGCAGGACCUGUUGUAGCCACACGCGGAAACCUUUCAGUGCUCGGAGAUGUUCUGUUUAGAAGUUUGCUCAACGUGCCAUAUUGUGUUUUGUAGAAUUGGCUUUGGUGUCCUGUUGGAGGUCUGUGGCACUGGAGCAGGUAGCUGCAGUAGUAUCUCUGAACUUAAAAAGCUGUCUCUGAGUCAGAAUGAUCAGUGACUCAUUUAUUGUAUCAUCAGUGUCUUCUCUAGCUAUUCUGAAAGAAGUGUUAGGCAGCCAGUGUUGCAUAGAUAGGGUCAACAAUCACUUUUGUCAUUACUGGGUCAGAACACACAACACAGAUGCUAGGAUGGAAAAGCCCAGCUAGCAUUCAUUUAGUGGUUUUAUGGCAGGUACAGCCUCUAAACAGGGAGCGGUCUAACUCCAGGCUGUAGUGGUACGGCUUCCUUUCUGUCUGCGCUCCACGCCAUUUAGAUGAGUAUUAGCUCACCAGUUUAGCGAAACUUUUACUUAUUUUGCUAUCCACUAAAAAAUGUACCUCUUAGAACCUUCAAGGAAAGAAGAAAGCAAUGUUUGCUCUGAAUUUUCUUUCAUAUCAGAUUUUUGGUACAGGUACUUUUAUGCAUCUCCAGUUAUUCCUGCUAUUUUUCUUUUUCUCUUAAUGACCUAAAUUUACUUUAGAGGCCUUUAACAAUAUUUUUCAUAAUGGAGUAAAUCAAAAUCAAUCCAAUAUAAAUAAAUUAUUCAUUUUUUUUGCAUGUUGCUUAUUCAAAUCUAUUUUCAUUUAUAGACAAAUACACAGAUUUGGGUAUGAAUCUAAAUGCUUGUUAAAAUAGGUAAACGCUUAAUUUUAUUUAACCAAAGCAGUCUGAUCAUGUCAUGGAAAUGUUCUAGGUCCAAACCUGACUGGCCGGAGGAGGCUGGCGUUUGGACUCUACUGGUCUGACUAUCUUAUGUAGCAACCACGCUCACAAGUUUUAUUUUGACUGCCAGCAGGAUUUGGGUUUAAAAGCAGUGCCCAGUGUCUUUGAUUAGUUCCAUUAGAGGAGCUUCCUGUCAUUAUUCUGAGGUAUUAGCAUGUCAGAUUAAGAUACCCUGACCUGGUCUGCUGGAUUAAAAAAAAAUGUAUUACCUGCCUUGUCCUUUACUAGAAUGAGCAUUGUUUGGCAACUUUAAAACUGUAGUAUUUCAUAUAUUCUCUAACAUAAUGUGCAUUCCAUAAGUAUUUGGCUGGAUCCUUUUCCCAUUCCUGCUGUGCUUAAGACACAGAACUGCCUCAGUCAGCUAAAGGUUAACAGCCCAGUUUCAGUUUGCUGAUGCACAGCAUUCUUACCAUGAUAUCACCACAAAAAUUGGAGGGCUUGAUCGAUCUUUAUGAUGAAUAAUGAAUGUUUUCACCAGGAUAGAUGAAGUUUUCCAGACUCAUCUACUGCUUUGAUGGUCAAAGCAUUAUUCAGUAUUGGCACAACAGACUUGGACAGUUUCAGACAAGUCUGCCACAAUGUUGCGUCAUCACUAAAAACUAAAGAAAUUCACUCAAUACCUUAAAAAGAACUUGCUACAAAUAUAUUUGUGAAGAGUUAUUUGAAAAAUCCUCUAAAUGUUUUCUAUGGUGGAAAUAUUCAACCAGAACUUUCCAAAUUGGAGUUAAAUGUCCAACAGGUGACUUGGGGUUUUUGGUGCCACUGACUUAAGAUAUUGGUUUCUUCAGAUUUUUUUGUUCUGACUUGUGUGAGUAUAAUCUAAUUGACUUAAGGCUUUGAGGUCCUAUACUGCAGUGUUUCACAGUCCUGCAUGUUGCCGGUUCCAGCACCCCUGAUCCAGAUGAGUGUGUGGUUCUCAUCCUGCUGCAGAACCGAGCAGCCGAUCCAUUCUUCUGAAUCAGGUGUGCUGGAACAAUGACGGAAUAUCCACUGACCAUUUAUUUAUGUAAAGAGAAAUGUAUUUUUCUUUUGCCACGUUCAUAUUCCGCUUCCUGUUUUCUUUAUUUCAGUCACAAUGUCUGUAAAGUGAGGCUUUUAUAUUUGUGAGAUACUUUAACUUGAAGAAAAUACAUGAUGAAUUCUUAAAGCUGUGUCUGUGGUUUGAACCUAAAUGGACCAAGUGUUUGUGUUUAGUUGCACACCACCAUGUACAGUUCAUUUCAAAAUGGACCAAACUGAUCAGCCACCAUCCAAAAAAACAAUGACAAAGUAUUAUUGAUUUAAAAAAGGAGGAAAUUAAAUCAGAAAGUAUUUAGGUAUUUGCCUUAGAACAGUAUGCUCCAGGUCGAUGCUAGCUUCAGUCAAGCUUUGCAAACCUGGAAUUAGUCAUUUUCUCAUUCCUUCCUGCUGAUCCCAUCAAUCUGUAUUAGAUGAAAAAGGAAACAUCUGUUAGUUGCCUUCUUCAGGUCUUUCCAUAAACAACCUGUGAGGUUUUUGUGGGAUCUUUAGUUUGAUCAUGUAACAUCACUCAGAGGCCAUAAGCUGUUUUUCCUGGUCUGCAUUGUUCCUGCUGCAACAGUUGCUCUUAAGGAUUACAUUUACAAAGAAGAAUAGCAAAACACACACACACACCAGCCAGUAAGAAGCAGGUAGGAUGAAAAUUCACACACAGGUCAAGGGUUGUUUUUGUUGUUUGUUAACAUUUUUGUGAUGUACUGCUUUAUUUCUGUUUUUAAAGAAGAAGCUGACAUAUCUUUGGUCAUUUUGACUGGUACAGUUGUAAAUUGAUUACUAUAUUUUAUAUUGUAGUUUUCUCUUUUAUCAAGAAUGUUUUUUCCCUUCACAAACCCAGGCGCAUAUAAAUAUAUAUAUUCCUUUGUUUGAAAGCCAAAAUAUGGCAAGUUGCCCACAGUUGAUCUUAGAGUUGCCACUCUGUAGCAGAAGUGCCAUUAAUCAAAAGUUGCUACAUUCAGCAAACACAAAGCAACAUCCACCAUCUAUGCCAGAGUAGGCUUGGUGUUAAUCACCGACUGAUGACCAACUCUAGUCUGAGAGCAACAUGACAGUGAAAACGCCGUUAAAGUAGAAAUCUCAGUGAAAAUUACAUGAAACCUUGUUUGUCAAUCAUUUUCAACCAGUUCCAUUGUGGGGUUGAAAAAAAAAUCUUGAUGAAGCUGUUUAUUCAAAGGAGUUAUUUAAGAAUACUGACUGCUUGUACAAGACAAGACUGGGUUAUUUGUAUUUUUGGUGAAAGUGGAACAAUUAAAGUGAGUGUACUUUGCAGUUAAGGAUUAAAAAAAAAUUAAGCCAUUAUUCAAUGCAAAACUUGUUACCUUCAGAUAUUUCCCUUCAACCAAUGCCUCUUAAUUAUGACAAUCUUCUGACAGUUAUAGUUUUUUGUUAUGUUCAGUUUUUUAUUUAUUUAUCUUUAUGUGCUUGUUCUCAGCUUGUUUUUUUUUUGGCUCAGAUACAAAUGUCUUUGCUUUGCCAUCUUCGCUGCCGCAGGGUCCCAAACACAACAUUUGAAUUCACAUUGAAAGUUUACACCGUUUGCAGUCAUGUUCCGCCUGUUAAACUUCUUCUGUCUGAUCCUCUGUGGAGUUUUUGAGCUGCUGGAUAUUUCAAUGCGCAACUGAUUAGAAAUGACCAGGCAGAGGCAAAAGAGAGCAGAAGCCCUGGUGUUGUUUUUGUGCCAGAUAUAUCAGCACCCAAUCAAAGUACCUCUAAGAGCUUUUAUUUUUGGAAAUUCUCUUUGUGUGAGUUAUCUCUGAUGCCUGCAGUUUGUACUUGUUUUCUGAGUUUUCACUGUGUGUAUCGAUGCCUGUGUGUGUUUGUUGCACUGUCAGCAUGUUUGACACAAUGAGAAUGGAAUGACCUGUGAUGCAUUCAGUGUUUCUGAUGCCAGAGCUGCAAAUAAAUCUCUGUUGGUUUUAUCCUG
This is a messenger RNA of Menidia menidia (Atlantic silverside), 6008 nucleotides long. The record is from the annotation of a GenBank genome assembly. NCBI's taxonomy places the organism in Eukaryota, Metazoa, Chordata, Actinopteri, Atheriniformes, Atherinopsidae.